AUGGCGAAUGAGUCAGAGCGCUUCGCCAAUGGCGGUGCCGAAUCGCAAGUGCGGGUGCUAAAAGACCUAUUUGCAAAGGUUCAAGCUAUUCAGAAAAAGUAUGGAGCCUUCUCCAGCCUUUUCAUUACUGGGAAUUUCUUUACUCCCGCUGUGGGAAGUGCAGCGAAUGCAACACUGACGGAGGAAGAAGAAGAUGUGUUGGCUGGAAAAGUCCAAACUCCGAUCAGAACAUAUUUCUCCCAUCCUCAAGCGCAUCUGCCAGCCAAAGUCAUUGAGCUGAUUCAGACCCGCACUCGUGGCGAUGCUCAAGAUCCAGAAGCAGAUUCGGAAGCCACAGAAUUGGCACCAAAUCUCUUCUACCUUGGCAAAUCUGGCGUCUGCAAGCUAUCCAACAACCUGCGAAUCGCAUUCUGUGGAGGAGCAUGGAACUCCUCAAUAUGGAGAGCGAGCCAAACGGCUGGAGUGGCUGGAGAAGACGAUCAAUGGAACCCAUUUAUCACACAGGCCAGCGUGUCACGUCUUUUGCAACACCCUGCUUUUGCCACCUCACAAGAACAGGUGACUCCAGUCUCAGAGGCCAAGCUGCAAGAGCCUCAAACACUUGCUCAAGCUCGUAAGGCUGCAGCAACUGCAUUGGAGCAGGCGGCCAAGGCUGCAGAGGCCCAGGCAGCUGAGAAAGUACGCCCACAGGUUGAUCUGCUCCUCCUCAACUACUGGCCUACCUCGAUCACUCUGUUUUCCCGCGUCGAGCUGCCGCAUCCUAGUGCUAGAGCUUGGGGCUGUCCUCCGUUCGCGGAUUUAGCUCGACGGGGCAAGCCCCGGUACAUCUUCUCCCUCGGCCCGAGCAUGUACGGCACCGGCGAGGACAAGGAGGCCCAUAUAGUAGGUCUAGACCCACCGGCUGGUACGCCUACAGGCAAGGAGGAUCAUCAACAUAGUAUCAGGUCUAAUGGAGCGUUUUGGGAAAGAGAGCCGUAUGCGACAAGCUCAACUUGCACAACACGCUUCAUCUCGCUCGCGAAUUUCGCAAAUCCGCAGAAGAAAAAAUGGUUCAUGGCGCUCAGCAUCACGCCGGCUGUGGCGAAACAAGCGCACGUGCCUUCUUCUGCUAAUCUGACGGAGAAUCCGUACGCUGAAGUCAAGCCCCGCGGACCGCGGCGGCCCAUCAAGCGCCCCACUGGCGAUGAUGCCGGUGAUGUGUCAUCUGGGCCAAAUUUUCGCUGGCAGCAGAGCAAUCAUGCCGGACAAAGCAAGCGUGCUCGACGCGAAUUCGAUCCAAAUGAGAAACCGCCCGAUGGCUAUUCCUGCCACAUCUGCGGUUCCUCUGACCAUUUCAUUCGCGAAUGUCCCGACAAGGCUCAGAAGCAAGACGUGCCGCCCGAGGGGUAUGUCUGCAAAGCUUGUGGAUCGAGCCAGCAUUACAUUCGCUUGUGCUCAGAAAGGGACAGCUCGGCCUCCUCGCGCUCGCGCGAGGCUGUGAAGUCUAUCGCGCCAAAAGAUUGCUGGUUCUGCUUGAGCAAUCCACAGUGCGCCAAGCAUCUCAUCGUCGACAUUGGCGAGGACUGUUAUGUUGCGCUGCCAAAGGGGCAAGUGCCUUCGUCCGCAGAUCCUCAGUCUCCAGUACCAGGCGGUGGACACGUCCUGAUCGUACCAAUCGCGCACGUCCCAUCGUUGCUCUGCGGCUCGCCCUCGGAGGCGCAAGUUCUGAACGACGAAGUCGAUCGAUACCGAGCGGCAGUGCGGCAGACCUACCAAGCGUAUGGAGCGAUGGCAUUUGCAUGGGAGGUGUGCAAGCUCACUCACACAAGAGCGGGCCAUAUGCAAGUCCAGAUGGCUCCAGUCCCGAUUGCACUCGGCGAGGGCAUGUCGGCCGCGUUCAAGGCGGCAGCCGAGAAGGAAGGAUACGAAUUCUUGAACGGGGAAGAUGCGAAGAAGCUGGUAGCUUUCGGUGCUGGUGCACGACCAGAAUACGUGCGCGUUGACAUUGACGGGCAGACAUACGCAAUGAGCUUGCAAAGCCGCAAAUUCAAUAUGCAAUUUCCAAGGAGCUUCUUGACGUCCUAUCUCAACGUUCCGGAACGCGCUGACUGGAGGGCAUGUGCCAAGUCGGACGAGAUAGAGAAGGCAGAAACAGAUGAGUUCAAAGAGGCGUUUGCAGAAUUCUCUACCAAUUUUGGAGGUUGA
Molecule: messenger RNA, 2184 nt
Organism: Tilletiaria anomala UBC 951
Lineage: Eukaryota; Fungi; Basidiomycota; Exobasidiomycetes; Georgefischeriales; Tilletiariaceae
Exons: 5
Coding region: 1-2184 (727 amino acids)
Biological process (GO): mRNA splicing, via spliceosome
Cellular component (GO): post-mRNA release spliceosomal complex
Molecular function (GO): zinc ion binding; RNA lariat debranching enzyme activator activity; nucleic acid binding
Source: RefSeq, a predicted model, not a curated record